GCGCGAUGGCUGCACUGACAGGCUCUUUAUUUCCGUUGGAGUCUACCAGCAACAACACAAAAUGACUUGCAAGAGGCGUAAUGGAGGACGUGCGAAACACGGCCGCGGGCAUGUGAAGCCCGUGCGCUGCACCAAUUGCGCUCGCUGCGUGCCCAAGGAUAAGGCGAUCAAGAAGUUCGUCAUCCGCAACAUUGUGGAGGCGGCCGCCGUCAGAGAUAUCACCGAAGCAUCGGUGUACCCACAAUUUGUUCUGCCCAAGCUCUACGCGAAGCUCCACUACUGUGUAUCAUGCGCCAUCCACAGUAAGGUUGUCCGCAACAGGAGCAAGGAAGACAGGAGGAAGAGAACUCCACCUCAGAGGAACUUCCCAGGCCGGGACACCAACCGUGCCGGUGGCAACGCGCAGAGGAAGUAAACGCGAGUUUCAGAUGAUUAUUAAUAAUAAAAUUUGAAAAAAAUA
Messenger RNA from Dalotia coriaria, 460 nucleotides. It is a transcript of the gene RpS26, whose product is annotated as ribosomal protein S26. Bases 62 to 415 code for a protein of 117 amino acids. The record is from RefSeq and is a predicted model, not a curated record. Gene Ontology annotation, cellular component: cytosolic small ribosomal subunit; ribosome. The transcript is spliced from 3 exons. Gene Ontology annotation, biological process: translation. Gene Ontology annotation, molecular function: structural constituent of ribosome; mRNA binding. NCBI's taxonomy places the organism in Eukaryota, Metazoa, Arthropoda, Insecta, Coleoptera, Staphylinidae.